This is a messenger RNA of Bemisia tabaci, 1569 nucleotides long. RefSeq names its product obg-like ATPase 1. Gene Ontology annotation, cellular component: cytoplasm. Gene Ontology annotation, molecular function: ATP binding; GTP binding; ATP hydrolysis activity. The record is from RefSeq and is a predicted model, not a curated record. Lineage: Eukaryota; Metazoa; Arthropoda; Insecta; Hemiptera; Aleyrodidae.
AAUCAACGUAACCCGGUGAUUCAAAACAUGUGGAGCUCUGUUUAUUUUUAGAAUAAUUUCCUUUUAUUAUUCAGCAUGAUCUAGCUUAACUUUUAAGUUUCUCUUUAAAUUUAGGAUCUUAAUUUUAAGCAUUGGUCUCUCUUUCUACAAAUUCACCAGGAUCUAAGUGCCAACGUUUGUUAUGGCACCCAAGAAAGUAGAAGAACCGGAAAGGAAAGCAUUUUUUGGUAGGAUUGGCACCAACCUUAAGGUCGGUAUUGUAGGUGUGCCGAACGUUGGAAAAUCUACCUUCUUCAAUGUCUUAACCAAAAGUACGGCAGCGGCUGAAAAUUAUCCUUUUUGCACAAUCGACCCCAAUGAAAAUCGUGUUCCUGUCCCUGAUGAGCGAUUUGACUUUCUUGUUGAUUAUUUCAAACCUCUCAGCAAAGUUCCUGCAUUUUUGAACGUUGUUGAUAUUGCUGGAUUAGUCAAAGGAGCUGCUGAAGGUCAAGGUCUGGGGAAUGCAUUUUUGUCUCAUGUCAAGGCUUGUGAUGCCAUUUUUCAUCUAUGUCGAGCAUUUGAGGAUGAGGAUGUAACGCAUGUAGAAGGCGAUGUUAACCCUGUGAGAGACUUGGAAAUUAUUAAUGAAGAACUGCGAUUAAAAGAUGAAGAUUAUUUAAAAAAGCAAUUAGAAACUCUGGAGCGUACAGCUGUCAGAGGUGGUGAUAAAAAGUUGAAACCUGAAUACGAUAGCUUAAUGAAAGUGAAGACUUCCCUCAUUGAUGAAAAGCAGCAUGUCAGAUUUGGCGAUUGGGAUUCAAAAGAUAUUGAGGUUCUCAACAAGCACAUGUUCUUGACUGCCAAACCUGCCAUGUAUCUUAUCAACUUAUCGGAAAAGGAUUACAUAAGGAAAAAGAAUAAAUGGUUAAUCAAAAUCAAAGAAUGGGUGGACAAAAAUGACCCAGGAGCCAUUAUCAUCCCAUUCAGUGGUGUCUUCGAAAAUAAACUCCUGGAUAUGGACGAGGCAGAAAGAAAACAGUACUUAGAAGAAAAUAAGAUCACCAGCGCUCUAGAUAAAAUUGUCACCCAAGGAUACAAGGCUCUUUCACUCAUGUAUUUCUUCACUGCUGGUCAUGACGAAGUCAAAGCAUGGACCAUUCAGAAAAACACCAAAGCUCCUCAAGCAGCCGGUAGAAUUCACACUGACUUCGAGCGAGGUUUUAUUAUGGCGGAAGUUAUGAAAUUUGAGGACUUCAAGGAAUGUGGCUCAGAAGCUGCAUGCAAAGCUGCAGGCAAGUACCGUCAGCAAGGAAGAAAUUACACUGUUGAAGAUGGGGAUAUCAUCUUCUUUAAAUUCAAUGUUACAUCUGAUAAAGGCGCCAAGAAGAAGUAAAGGCAGUCAAAACUUGGCGGAACGAACAUGUGUUUUUAUUUUUUCACAUCUCACAACAGCUGUAAAAACAUUAUGUACAAAGUAAAGAUUUCAGUUUUUUGUACUAUUUUCGCAUGAUUAUCAUAUUUUUACUUGAAAUUAUUUAUUGUCAAGGCUUAAAAGCCCCUAACCAAUAAAUUAAGAAAUGAUCCAACCAA